AUGAUCCCCAAAGAAGCUAAACCAAAGCAGAAACACAAGAGGAAGAAGAAGACUAAAGCUCCACCGCUAUCGUUCUCAUCACUCCCAGAUGAAAUCACAGAGAACAUUCUUGCACAGAGAAAAAAAAAAAAAAAAAAAAAAAAAAAAAAAAAAAAAAAAAUUCUUGCACGUCUCUCUAAGUGGAGUUACCCCAAUCUCUCUCUUGUCUCCAAGAGGUUCCUCUCUAUCCUCUCUUCUCCCGAGCUCUACGCAACGCGGUCUCGCAUCGGAACCACCGAACCAUGCCUCUAUUUCUGCUUAGAAGACUCUCCCAAUAUCCCAUCUCCUAAAUGGUUCACUCUUUGGAUGAAAUCUACUGAUGAAACCCUAACACACGACAAUGAUAUUCUUGAAGACUAUUCAUUGGUUCCGGUUCCCUCUUGUCCCAAACCUCAUCACGGAGGCUAUCCUUCCACCGUGUUUGUUGGUUCGGAUAUAUACUUAAUCGGUGGACCCUCCAACGGACCACCCUCUUCACUUGUUAGUAUCCUUGAUUGUCAGAGUCACACUUGGCGUGAUGGCCCUAGCAUGUCGGUGGCACGUGCGGGUGCGUCUGCUUAUUUGAUCCAUGGGAAAAUAUAUGUAAUGGAAAAAUCCCGGAAAGAUGAUAAUUGGAUGGAAGUAUUGGACAUAAAAACUCAGACGUGGAGUCCCUUGCUGAGCCAUGGAGCUACUGAGUUCCGCAGCGAGUGGUUUAUGAUCAACGUGUUUAGAGGAAAAUUUUAUGCAGUUGCUAAGAAGCACUAUGCUUAUGACCCGAAAGAAGGUACGUGGGAAGUUAUGAAAAGGCCCAAGAAAUUCAGAUAUGAAAAUGCAGCUACGUGUGUGAUUAAUAAUGUAAGGUAUAGUUAUACAAGUGAAGGUUUCUUCAUGUGGUAUGAUCGGAAUACGAACAUGUGGACAAAAGUCAAGGGAUUAGAUUUGGAACUAUUUAGUACGGAUAGUACAUAUAGUAUCGCAGAGGGAUGUGUGCUUACUAUAUGUAACCACGGAGGUAAACUUUUAGUUAUGUGGGUUCCCAGGUUUGAGGAACAUAAUGGAAAAUUACAAAGCAAAAUUUGCUGUGCCAAAAUCGCUGUAGAGAAGUGCAAUGGAAAUGAGGUUUGGGGUAAGAUAGAGUGGGGUAGUGAAGUGCUUAUGGUUACUAGUUCGUAUAAGUUCUUGAAUUGUGUGGUCAGUUGGAUUUGAGGAUUUGUGAACGAUGGUAUAUGUUUGAAUAACUUUACAAAAUCUUGGUACCUAGAGUGGUUGAUUUCUUAUUAUGCAACGAACAUGUUUUUUAAUGUCCGUCUCUCAUGAUUAUAAUUUGAGAACCGUAAUGUUGUUGUUUGGUAUGAAUCAUUAUUAUUG
This is a messenger RNA of Raphanus sativus (radish), 1389 nucleotides long. Its product is annotated as F-box/kelch-repeat protein At5g39560-like. Gene Ontology annotation, molecular function: protein binding. The record is from RefSeq and is a predicted model, not a curated record. Lineage: Eukaryota; Viridiplantae; Streptophyta; Magnoliopsida; Brassicales; Brassicaceae. The coding region runs from base 1 to 1227 and encodes 408 amino acids. The transcript has a single exon.